Messenger RNA from Talpa occidentalis (Iberian mole), 2877 nucleotides. It is a transcript of the gene HPGD, whose product is annotated as 15-hydroxyprostaglandin dehydrogenase. Gene Ontology annotation, molecular function: oxidoreductase activity, acting on the CH-OH group of donors, NAD or NADP as acceptor. Lineage: Eukaryota; Metazoa; Chordata; Mammalia; Eulipotyphla; Talpidae. Bases 47 to 847 code for a protein of 266 amino acids. The transcript is spliced from 7 exons. The record is from RefSeq and is a predicted model, not a curated record. Gene Ontology annotation, cellular component: cytoplasm.
GCGGCGAGGCCCGGACGCCGACUGCCCACCGCGGAGCGCGGCGACCAUGCACGUGAACGGCAAAGUGGCGCUGGUGACCGGCGCGGCGCAGGGCAUCGGCAGAGCCUUCGCCGAGGCGCUGCUCAACAAGGGCGCCAAGGUAGCGCUGGUCGACUGGAACUUUGAGGCAGGUGUAAAGUGUAAAGCUAGCCUGGAUGAGAUGUUUGAGCCUCAGAAAAGUAUAUUCAUCCAGUGCGAUGUGGCUGACCAGCAACAGCUGAGAGAAACCUUUAGAAAAGUUGUAGACCACUUUGGAAAAUUGGAUAUUUUGGUCAAUAAUGCUGGAGUGAAUAAUGAGAAAAACUGGGAAAAAACUCUGCAAAUUAAUUUGGUGUCUGUUAUCAGUGGAACCUAUCUUGGUUUGGAUUACAUGAGUAAACAAAAUGGAGGUGAAGGCGGCAUCAUUAUCAAUAUGUCCUCUCUAGCAGGCCUCAUGCCUGUGGCCCAGCAGCCUGUCUACUGCGCUUCAAAGCAUGGCAUCAUCGGAUUCACACGCUCAGCGGCGAUGGCUGCUAAUCUUAUGAGCAACGGAGUGAGACUGAAUGCCAUUUGCCCAGGAUUUGUGAACACACCCAUUCUUGAAUCCAUUGACAAAGAAGAAAAUAUGGGACAAUAUAUAGAAUAUAUGGAUCAAAUCAAGGCUAUGAUUAAAUACUAUGGAAUUUUGGACCCAUCCGUGAUUGCCAAUGGAUUAAUAACACUUAUUGAAGAUGAUACUUUAAAUGGCGCUAUUAUGAAGAUCACAACUUCCAAGGGAAUUCAUUUUCAAGACUAUGAUACAACUCCAUCUCAGGCAAAAGCCCAGUGAACAUCUCAUACAUCAGCCAUAACGAAACUAAGCACGGAUGGCUUCUAUUCAGACCAUAUCUUCAUUUGAAUACAGCUUUUGAAAUGAAAUGCUAUUGUUUGAAGCUUUCCUUCAUGCACUUGAUGUUAAAUGUUUCCUAAAUGAUUUGUUUACUAUAUGGAAAAAAAAAUUAUGAACUCUCAGACACGUGAUGUGGACCAAAGCUAGAUUUUGAUCUUUAGAGUCGUGCUAAUGAUUAAAACAAAGGAUAUUCAAGGAGUAUUCUGCCUUUCAGAAAAUGUAUUUAAAAUUAUGGUUCAUAAAUAUUAAUGUUUUUCAAAACAUCCUUUUAAAGGAGAUACUUGAAAUAUUUAAUUCAAACCAGAUGUAAAAAGCUCAUUUUACUUCCAUGUUCGCACUUUAAAAGAGGGAGCUACCUACACUGGCAAAUUUUUUGUUACCAAUAACUUUCACUCAUGUACCAUCUUCAGCUGAACAUUUCAGUUCUUCAAAGAUGUGGCAUAGUAGGGGGCCAGUAGUUGAGAAAUAAAUUAUAGAGUGAAUAUAUCAAAUGAAAAAUCUCAUAUACAGAAUAAUGACUACUGGAUCCACAGUUCAGCUUCCCAUCUAGGAAAGAUAUUUCCUCAUUCUUUGCUUAUUUUUAACUUUAAUUGACUCCAAAAAAAUCUCAGGAAUAAAACUUUUCACAGUUAUAGUAAAAAAGACAGUGCUCCUGCAAUGUUUUAUUUACAAUAUGCUCAUUAAGAAAAAUUACAUGUGUAUUUUUUUUUCAGAUUGCAUCUUUGUUGAUUUGUUCCAAUUUCACAAGUACAUACUUUUCAAUAACUCAUUUUUUCCCUAAUCUCCAGAAGUUACUUGAUGUUCUAUGCAUGACUAUUGGGGAAACCAAUUUUGUCACAAUCUCAACUAUAAAUAUUUUUUGUAUACUCAAAGCCAUAACAAGAAAUAAAAUAUGAUGUUUUGUAGUUUUUUCCUGUCAGCUAUUUUAAGGUAUUAUCAUUAAAAGCCCGAUUUGCAAGCAAUAAUUAAUGCUAACAGUCAAAGCCCAAGGUUCCCAAAUCAAUCAUUUCCUCAUUAAAAUGUUGUGUAAGGAUUUAGUCUGCCUGCUAAGUCUGCAGUACUCCCAAUUUGGGGCAAAGGAUUUCCUAGCAAUACUGGAAUGGUAUAAUGUCAUGUCUUGCUCUGUUUUAAUUCUGUCAUGGAAGUAUUGCCUUCACUUUUAAGGAGUAAUUUGAAUAUGAAUAAUUGUUGUCUUGUGUUUCACAUACUGUGUUUGGAAAACUCCAGAAAAUGGACAUCAGUGAACACCUAAUAGAGAUCAGUUAUAACUAUGCAUAAGUUGCUUUUAGCUUGUGGCAGUAACAAAGCAGAAAAUAAUAUAGGUAUGUGGAAUAUCAUUUAUUUUACAUAUUUCCCCAUGGUAAUGCUCAAAGCUGUAGCUUAAACUUUACAUAUAUGGGUAAAUUUUUUGUACUGGCAGCCUUUAAUAUACUUUAUGCUUUAAAUGAAAUUUUUUCGAAUUCAGGAACUCUGCAAAUAUUUAACAUCAAAACUGAAUGUAACUGAGAAAAAAAAUGUGUUAUAGUGUUAUAUAUUUUAAAAACUAAUUUUACAUUAAAGUUGUCUUAUAAGUAACUUUAAAUAAAUCUACUAUGUUAUGUGACAUCUCUAUAUAAUGGGUGAGAAAAAAAAUCUUGUAUCGGGGGAUAGUCAUUUCUGUAUUUUUCAGUGAUAAUCAAUGUAAAUAUGUAUUUUUUAAAUGUAUAUUUCUUAAUAAAUGAAAUAGCACUUCCAAAACAGCACAACUAAAGAUAUGUGGACACUGAAAAAGGAUGAAUAGAUUUGGUGAUGACACUGACAUACCCAAUAAAUGUAGUUUUCCCAUAUAAAAAUAAUUUUAGACACUUGUCUCAUUUCAGGUAUGUCCUUGUACAAUGAUUUCUGUUUACUUUCGCUCUCUCUAUUCAAAAAUGUAGAAUACAGAGGCGGUCUGAAAAUGUAAAUAGUUAAUAAAAUCCAAGUGACUUCAC